Coffea eugenioides is the source of this 706-nucleotide messenger RNA. RefSeq names its product homeobox-leucine zipper protein ATHB-52. The record is from RefSeq and is a predicted model, not a curated record. Lineage: Eukaryota; Viridiplantae; Streptophyta; Magnoliopsida; Gentianales; Rubiaceae. The transcript has a single exon. Gene Ontology annotation, molecular function: DNA-binding transcription factor activity, RNA polymerase II-specific; sequence-specific DNA binding. Gene Ontology annotation, biological process: positive regulation of DNA-templated transcription. Bases 10 to 570 code for a protein of 186 amino acids. Gene Ontology annotation, cellular component: nucleus.
UCUAUCAACAUGAGCUCUGCUCAGAACCUGAAAGGCCAUUCCUUGAAACAUUGCAAGAAAAGAUUGAGCCAAGACCAAGUUAGGCUACUAGAUGCAAAUUUCAGUUCCAACAAGAAGCUUGAACCAGAGAGAAAGCUCCAGCUUGCUCGACAACUAGGCGUUCCACCGAGACAAAUCGCGAUUUGGUAUCAAAACAAGAGAGCCCGGUGGAAGAAUCAAAGCCUUGAACUUGACUACGGUGCACUUCAACUGAGGCUAGAAACUGCAUUGGCUGAAAAGAGACAACUUGAGAAAGAAGUGGGGCAACUUCAAAUUGAGCUGCAGAAGACCAGAGAAAAUUUACUUGCUUGUACGAAGCAAGCACAAGAAAUUCUUCCAUUUUCAUCCUUUUCGAGUUGUGGUGACGAAGGUGGAGGCUCUAGUAGCUUGAGCUUGCAUGAAGAUGUUAGCUGUUCUUGGCAAGAUGGCCGUCAGGGCUUGCAACUUGAGGAGCUUUAUGCCUGUUUGAUGGGAUCAGAAGGAUCGGCCAGCGGUUCAGUUGGGCAAAAUGAAAAAGUAUUUCUUGUAUAAGACAGAAAAAGUGUAUCUUAUGUUAUGAUCAUCAAAUGGUCAAAUAAAAGUUAAUUAAAUACAAUAUAGAUCACUAUAUGAUUAGCCUUUGCAGGUUGUAGAAUCGUGUAAGUGGUGCCCCUAGUGGCUAAUGCUG